This is a messenger RNA of Pieris macdunnoughi, 423 nucleotides long. Lineage: Eukaryota; Metazoa; Arthropoda; Insecta; Lepidoptera; Pieridae. The record is from the annotation of a GenBank genome assembly.
AUGUCUCGUUAUCGAGAAUGGGAUCUUUCUUGCAAAGUGUACGUGGGAAACUUAGGCACCAAUGCAUCCAAGUAUGAAAUUGAGAAGAUAUUUUCUAAAUAUGGUAGCAUCAGAAACGUAUGGGUUGCAAGGAAUCCGCCCGGUUUCGCGUUUGUCGAGUUCGAAGAUCCACGUGAUGCUGAAGAUGCAGUCAGAGGCUUAGAUGGAACGAGAUGCUGCGGUACAAGAAUAAGAGUGGAAAUGUCAAAUGGCAGAACACGACGGGACCGCAGGUCCAUUUUAUCAACCAACCACCAACACACCACAUCUCUUCACAACUACGGCUUUAUUUCCGCGACCGUCGCCACCAUCUGCGAACACAACCUACGCGCCGAAGCCUCCGCGAUCAGCGGCCCAAUUAUCCUCAUGACAGCUAUCACCUAA